AUGAAAGAAACAAUAGGCAAGACCAGGGGGGCGAAAGGGCUGACUAGUACGUUUUCGACAACGCAGGAACAAAUCGACGAUCUGGCUGCCAUGUCUCGAGAAUAUGAGAAGCAAGAGGCCUUACGAAUGACCCAGAACGCCUCCAAUGCGGGAAACGACCCGUCGCGCCACUCCGAGCCCUAUAUCAACGAGCUCAUCCCCGUGGACCCUGCCCGAGCUCGCAGGCGUGAACCAGACCCGAGAGGGGGUCGUUAA
Molecule: messenger RNA, 255 nt
Organism: Penicillium chermesinum
Lineage: Eukaryota; Fungi; Ascomycota; Eurotiomycetes; Eurotiales; Aspergillaceae
Exons: 1
Coding region: 1-255 (84 amino acids)
Source: RefSeq, a predicted model, not a curated record